Messenger RNA from Puccinia graminis f. sp. tritici CRL 75-36-700-3, 3414 nucleotides. RefSeq lists its product as uncharacterized. The transcript is spliced from 14 exons. Gene Ontology annotation, cellular component: centrosome; nucleoplasm; cytosol. Lineage: Eukaryota; Fungi; Basidiomycota; Pucciniomycetes; Pucciniales; Pucciniaceae. The record is from RefSeq and is a predicted model, not a curated record. Bases 116 to 3163 code for a protein of 1015 amino acids.
AUAAUUCAACCGAUCAUCAUCAAACUAUUUACAACAACUGCACCCUAGUCGACCUUCGAUCAGAGCCUCCCUUCGCGUGACCAUCCUAGCCGACCACAUCCUCCUACCGAAAAUCAUGGAACCCGACUUUCAGCCCUCUGUUCAACAGCUCGAAGCGAUCCUUCAAGACCCAAAAGACUCCUACACGUUUGUAUCGACCCACGGAAAAAACCCUCAGCUCAUUCCUUACCUGAUCCAAUUACUCACCCAACCAAGCUACGAGACCAACAGCCCACUCAGGACUCAGGCGGCUAUCUUGAUUCGAAAUGCGCUCGAUAGCUGGUAUCGCAAACUCAGUCCUCUACAAAUCGAAAAUUCGGCUAAGGUGGAACUAGGUAAAACCCUGAUCGAAAACGUUCUAGCUAAAGGCGAAAGGGACUCCGUGGUACGAAAACAAGUAACGCUUUGUGUCGGCAAGAUCGGAAAGUCAAACCUCGACGCCAACCUCUCUAACUUAUUUGAAGACCUGACUCUUCAUAUUCGAAACGUAAUCGGUUCACCAGACUGGUCAACGGAUCCAUCAAAUUUUUAUAUCUUGAAUGGAUGCUUGGGAGGUUUCUAUCAAAUCAUUCAGAACCUCAUUACCAAUCGAUCCGCCAGAGGCCAACUUCUUCUUCGCGAGGUUGCCUCCACCCAUUUCUCUCACAUUCAUCACGUCUAUUCCACCGCUCUUUCCAUGUGGACCGCCGUACUAUCUCAACAAACUACCUUGAACCUUUCCAGCGUCUUUCACUCGCAACCAGUCAUCGAGCUAUCUAGGAUCUGUCUAAAAAUUCUGAGUCAGAUGAGUACCUAUGCAUGGAAGGAACCCCAUAAACAGGAGCUACCUACGAACUUCCUCAAGCAAUCCAUCAAUCAAUGGGUACAAAUCCUGAACAUUCGACAAAACCUAACCGGACUGAUCUCAAGCCACAAGACAAUCCUAAAUAAUCCAUCAUCAUUACAACAGAUCAAAUCAUUCUUUGAUCUAUUGCACAAACAUCUCUUCAAGUUUGGUAAACUAUUAAUUCAAAUAUUAGACCAAGAUCCUAACUAUCUCAACCCCUCCGAAUUCUCAAAUCAACUGAAACAAACCGUCUGGCAAAUGGUCGAACAGGGCAGCACCCUUCUCCCUCACAACUCCGUAGAUUCACAGCCGGCAAGCUUGGCGGCUUAUCCAGAAAGGAUCAUCAUUCAAUCUCUUCGAAUCAUGAGUUUAUGGAUGACCAAUCGACAAAGUAGCUCAAACCUGAGUCCGAGUCAGUCUGUGGAGUUGGCGAUGACGAUCCUUCAGAGGCUAUUGAAACUACAGCCUCAUUCGCUACAGUUCUGGAACGAAGAUUCGGAAGCUUACGAUAACGAGGAAGAUUGUUCCCUAGAGAAUAGAUCAUUCGAUGUCCGCUCAUGCUCUGCAAAUGUCUUGACUGGACUUCUAUGUUGUUAUCCGCAUGAGAUCUCAAACGUUAUUUUGCAUUUAUACUCCGAUUUACACGCUCAAGAUCCAAACGAUUUACCAACUUUACUUCAGUAUGAGUCGAUCUACUUUGGAAUUGGCUUGGCUGCUCAUCAUUUCGCUCAAGCAUCCUCUGGCUUUAACUUGGACAACUGGAUAACUCAGAAGUUCAUGCCAGUAUUAUGUCAAACUGAAACUAGUGGCGCGAUUCUACGACGGCGGAUUGCUUGGGUACUUGGUCAAUUUGCAAAGCAAGAUUUGGAUUGCAAGCUUCAAAGCAGUGUUUAUGUUGCACUCAGCUGUCUCUUAGAAAACCCUAGCAACGAUAUUGCAGUCAAACUUGCGACUUGUAGAGCGCUUAAAGCCACCGCGAAUUGGGAAGCCGUUGAACCUGAACCCGAUACGAUCCUACCUCAUCUUGAAAUGUUCAUCAAACAAAUCUCCGGUUUACUAAGUUCGGUCGAAAAUCUUGAAAGUCAAAAGAUCUUGACCGAAACCUUACGACUUGUAAUUGAGAAAGCUCGCUUGAAUAUCACUCCUUAUGCCUUAGAGCUUGUCAACAUAUUGGCUUGUCUUUGGCAACAAGUCGGCGAAAGUCCAAGUAAGAAUAAUAUCGGUAACCAUCUGCAUAACGCCAUUAUCGUCACAAUAUCUGCCCUAGUCGAGGCCAUCGGACCAAGUUCUCAAGACUAUCAUCCCACGAUCAUUGUGUUUGUUGAGCACUCGAUCAACCCCAACAAUCCCUCGUCGAUCUACUUACAGGAGGAUGGACUGAUCCUGUGGCUAGCGAUAGCAAGACAGGCAGAGACGCUGACACCCAGCCUGACCAAACUACUUUUCGCCCUGGCCACCUUAAUCGGAGAUGCGAGCGACUCGUUAGGGAUUCUACUCAAGAUUUUGCAGUCAUAUCUUCUGUUGGAUUGUCAAUCGGUCUUAAACACCAUCGGGUGUUUGCUGUCGAAAUCUUUCGCCCAGUUGAUGGGUAUGCCCAUGGGCUUGGCCCCUACUAAAACAAUCUUGCAAUCCAUCGAAUGUAUCGUCAAGUGUGCAAACCCUUCUGUUUGGCAAGCCUGGUUUGAGGAAUCAGACUGUUUCUUGCGAUUGAUGCAAAGAUCCACCUCAACAGAUGACCAAGUGAUUUUAGUUGUCAAACAUCUUUUAACCGUUUGUCGAAUCAUUGUGACCGACGUCCAAAGUUUUUUCAACUCGAUCGGAUUCUUAAAUAGGAGAGGAAUUUCACCGACAGAUGUUCUAUCAAGUUUUUGCCAUACAUGUCUCGAUAGAAUCGACAAUGUAGGGACAGCUCAAGAACGAAAAUUGAUAGCUGCAGCCCUGGCCUGUUUAGUUACCCUACCCAACCCAAUCGUCAUUUCGAACUUGGCUGCAUUUGUUUCGAUCUGGUCAAGCGUGCUAGCUGAAGGUGAUGAGAUCUUGAACCCCAAGACAAACACUUAUUCUUAUGCUCAUGAAACUGAGGAAGUUGAUGAAUACCAAUUUAUUGAGGCGGGUGCUGAAGGAAAGCGGCUUAAAGAAUUACUGAGUCAAGAUCCAGUCAGAAUGAACACAUUGGAUCGGAUCAUUUCAGAGAAAAUUUCUCUGGGUGGUCAGCCGAUUUUGACUGCUUUGAAUAGCUUGGAUAAUCUUCUUAUCAAUGAACUUCAACAAAGAUUAACCGGAAGUCUGAAAGGAUAAAAAGAAUCAUGUCUUGUCGAGCUUUUUUGUUUUGUUUUUUGUGCAAGCAAGCAUCCCCAUCCGAUUAUCAUUCUUUUAUUCACAAUCAUGUCUCAGCAAUUGACAUGCGACAUCCAUGUACAUAUUUAUGCCUUUUGUUUAAAUGCAUGACUUUGCCGGUUAAGAGGAGAAAGACCAAGCCGUAGACCUACAAUCCUCCAGGGAGGCUUGUGACAGCCCUAGAUGGGUGAUCAACGUCUUUAGCAUUGUUG